AUACAUCAAAAGCUUUAAUAAGGCAAAAAAUUAUUCAAAACAUAGAGGUUAAACUUGAUUUAGUAUCUUGUAUUAGAAAAGAUUAUUAGUAAAAUGUUUAUUGUCGUGUAAUCGAUUAUCACAAAACGGACGCAAAACCUAACCCAAUGCAAAUCGGAAUAUUGCUUGCAUUGCCUAGAAACAAAAGUCAUAUCAGAAACCUUUUCGGCGAAAUGUAUGACUAAUAAAAAUGUACCUUUUUACCACAUUUUCCAUAUUAUGAACUUAUUUCAAGUUAAUAAACAAGUAUUGUUACUAUCUCCUUAAUGUUACUUUAGCACCGAGUCUGGUUUAAAUGGGUUCUGCAGCGGAAAAUGAAUUUGAAUACACAGUGUAUACAGAACAUGAGUUGGAGCACUUCACUCAGCGGUAUUCAUGGGACUGUGGGGUGGCCUGUGUCACAAUGCUGCUGGAUCCAGCACAGCGCCAGGAGCUGCUAGACAACUUUGAGCAGAUCUGUGAGGAGGAGGGCUUCGGACAAAUUACAUGGACUAUUGAUCUGUGUUAUUUGUUGAAGAAGUUUGAGGUCCCUCACUGCAUGCACACCACUAUGUUGGGGGUGAAUGAGGCCCAUAGGAAACACAACUACUACCGGAAUAUCAUUGACAAGGACCGCCUCCGCGUCUCUCAACGCUUCGAUUCCGCAAACGCCGCAGGCAUAGAGUUGGUAGAAGGCCACCUGCCAAUGGACGCCAUAGUGCGUCAUCUGCGUCACGGCCCAGUAUUAUUGCUAAUCGACGCAGGCUUGUUGUCAUGCGACCUCUGUAAACACAACAAGCUAAAGGCGGACUUUAGACGUUGCUUCGGCGGCUCCUUCACCGGUCACUUCGUCCUCCUAGUGGGCGUCCGUCGCAACAAGCUGCUGUACCGCGACCCCGCCUUACGGCCACGCACAUGUGCCACCAGCAUAGCGCGCAUGGAGCGAGCUAGAGCCCCGCCUACUGAUAGAGAUGUUAUACUUGUUUAUAAGGAGUACAGGAGGUGACACGAGAGACAACUAUAGGUUUUUUUAUUGUUACUUAUUUACAAGAAUGUGUUCCGGCUAAAUAUUCUUCACCACACCAACUGGUAAAGGUCCUCUUGAUUGUUCAAACACUAAUGAGAAAGUUGCAUUUUAUCCACGUGUGGGGCAAAGUAAUCAGAUGCAAAUUUUGAGUUGUUUCCUUAUGUUUGCUGGUAGAAUUGACUGUUAAAUGAUGAUUUUGAAUGAAAUUUUUUUUAUUACUUUCAUUUGCAUUUGAUUUGGUUUAAUUUUUUUGGUAUUGCAUGUUUAGUUAGUAUUUUCUUCAGGUUGGUGUGGUAAAAAAAAAGUAUUUCACUCUUGAGGCAAAGUUUGUUUAACCCUCGUGCCUUGAACCCCCGCAACGCUUCUCAGUGGCGGAUUAACCGAACAGCAGAAAAAGCAUAUGCUAAGGGCCCCGCGCCUUGGGGGGGCCCCGCGAUCCGACCCUGACCAUGCGAUUUAGGCACGUGGAUCCGACCAAGUUCAAGUAGAACUGGCACUCCGCGGAUCCUGUACUACCACAUUUUAUUUACAAUGUAUUUUUUCGUAAGUCUGUAACAAUAUUGAUCAAUUAUUAUUAUUUGUUAUAAUCCUGUCUAUUUUUCUUUAUGACGAUACCAAAUUUAAAGAAUUUUUAGGCUUACACAAAGACCAAGAGCAGAGUUUAGCAUAAAACCGAAGGUGCAGAGUAUUUCAAAACUUUUGUGCAUGGCUAAGCUGCAAGAAACAGCACAGCUCGGAAACCAACAAAAGAAGAUACCGUAUUUAAAAACAUAUUAGUGAAAAGAAAGGGAGGUGAUUUACUUAUAAAUUAUUAUUUCAAAUAACAAAUUGCACCUUACAGCUAAUGCCUAAUGAUUUGAGCCCGUAGGAGGCCAAAGGACGCGCUCCUCUACGGCUGGCCGGGCGCCCAAAAAUGCCGAGUUGCUGCAAAGCCGUGAUACAUAUGAUCUAAUUGUCAAAAUGUUAUAAAAAGAAAACAGUGGGGCCCCUAUGCAGGGCUUUGCAUACGCAUAGGCCGGAUGUAAAGCCCUACAUAGGGCCCGAUACCCAAAGCAUCCCAGCAAGUCGCACUUUCGAGCAAGAACUAAGGCGAGCAGCAGGCGAGCCGAGAUCACAUUAGUUCAAUUCCAAACUCUGUUCUCCUACAAUUCAGCCUUUGCCCAUGCAAACUACCAUUACCGCGCUACCAUUAGCGCGCCGCGAUAGAUGAGUAUUUUGCUCGAAAUAAAAUGAUUUCAAUUUCAAUAGAACGCUCCGGGCCUUCGCCCUUAUACGGAGCUCGGCUUACAGCCUCGUUCACACUCUGACAUUGGUUUAAUUCUAGGCUCUGCUUUCCUGCAGCUUGGCCUUCAGCUUCACACGGGACCGCUACGACAUCGGGUGGUCGGAUAUUCAGCUCAUGGGGCUCAGCCUUCGGGCUUGUUUUUUGGCUCACUUAGCCAUUAGUUCCCACUUCUUAGGUCCGACUCACUUUUCACCUAUUUUUACAAGCUUUUAUUAAACUAGUUUAAUAAAAGUUAGUUAGGUUUUUAUUUAAGAACUUUGAUUACUUUGAUGUUGUUAAACAGUAUCCCUACAUGCUUUUAUUUAACUUGCAAUACUAGUAAGUUGUUUUCAAAAUAUGCAAACCAUAUGAAUACUAUUUCUUUGACCAUUUGUCAAAAUUUGGCAAAAUCGACCUGAUCUGAUGAUGAAAACCGAAAGGAACUGUGAUAAAAUAACACAACGACAUUAUGAUUAAGCUCUUUUAAAAUCUAAAAAAAAACGAAAUUCCGGAAAAUCUAAAUAAAAAAUUAUUAUAUCGGAAUUCUUUCAAAUUAAUAAAUAAGGAAAAUAUUCCGGAUUUUAAAUGACGUCAUAUACUUAUAGUUCGUGUCAUCCACGAAGACGCGCCCCGCUCUUCCUAAUCGCUUAUAGUACAAAUCUGCAAUUUUUUGGCAAUGUAGUAGUUAUUUCUACUAAUUAAUGUGUAUAGACAGAACUACUAUACUAGUAAAAGAUUGCACACCACACGUGCAGGUAUUAUAGGCGAUUGGGAGGAGGAGUGGGGCGCGUCUUCGUGGAUGACACGAACUACAGACACAAAAAAAAACAUUUCUUGUGUAGGGGCUCCGUUAAUUUUUCUUUUUAUUUUAUAUGUAUUAUUGUUACCAUUCACUCAAAAAAGGCUAAACGGGGGCUAUUAGUACGAGUAGGUUUCAUGUACAUUACAUUACAAGCAUAAGGGAGUAACCUUUGUAGUGCUUUGUACGUCUUUUUAGUAAGAAGAGAAGAUUUUUUGCAAUAACCGAAAAGCGACUAAACCGAUCUUUUUCGCUAUAGUUUUAAUUGAAAGUAUUUUUUCUUUCUUUUGGAGCGAUUAUUUCCGAAAAUAAUAACUUUAUUUAAAAAAAAAAGGUUUUUGGAGACCCUUAUUCGUUUUGAAAGACCUUAUCCAACCAUACCUGUAGUGUGGACUACAGGGUCAAAGCAAAAAAAAAAAAACAAAGAAAAAACAUUUUGUAUGGGCGGUAUGCUAUUUUUUUUAUAGGUUUUAUUUUACCCGUUUUGUCGCAAUGCAUGAUUUAUGUAUCCAUGCCAAAUUACAGCUAUCUAGCACUCACUACGAAACCCUAAAAAUACACUGCAUAACAUGUUAAAAGCUAAUCGAGAACGAGUGUAAAAAAAUUAAGACAUCGUAAAAAUGUUGUGAUGGUACUGAAUCCUCGGGUUGCGAGUCCGACUCGCACUUAAUUUUUUUUUUUAAACCAGGGGGCCCCGCGAACUUUUGUGCUAAGGGCCCCGCGCCUUCUUAAUCCGCCCCUGACGCUUCUUAAGAUUCCAUUUUGCGAACUACUCGGUACUAAUGCUCGGUUCAAUUCUACAAUCUUUCGCUUGCUCGGGUAUCAAUAUUAGCACGAGCGACGAGCGGAUAAACAAUAGUUAUUUGUACUCGGUAGCAAAGUUUGUUUAUGUUUAACCCUCGUGCUUCGAAGCCCUCAAGAUUCCACUUUUCGAACCACUCGCUACGCUCAUGGUUCAAUUUUGGAAUCUUCUGCUUGCUUGUGGGUAUCAAUAUUAGCAUGAGGGGUUAAACAACAAGGUUGGUACUUUUUAAAACAAAUAAAUAUUAAAACCUUAAUCCCAUGAGCCCCAAAGUGAGUCGCCUUAAGUAACAUCAGUACCCCUAGUGUAACUUUGAUCGACAUCAUAACGUGACGAACGCGUUUGCGUUAAGUCUCAUUUUGUAUAGGAUUUUGAGGUUUUAAAACGUUCCGCUUGGCGCGCUCUUUCGAAAUCCAAUACAAAAUGAGACUAAACGCAAACGCGUACGUCACGUUUUGAAAUCGAAUUUAUUUACACUAGGGGUACUGAUUUCAAUCAUUGACAUAUAUAGUAGGUCAAACCAAUUUGUCAGUUAAUAAGAACAAAAAAAACUAUACUCGUCUUUUUUUUUGGGUGCUAGUAUCUACUAGUGUAAAACAAAGAUAGUAUGAUUCUCUCUGUCUAUGUUGACAUGAGAUCGUCCUUUGACAAACUAUAUCUAAGGACUACUGGAGGCCUACCGCGAAAAUCGAAGUUCGUCAAUUGCGGGCAUUUUUCUCAGUCACUCUAAUUACGUCUUAGUGAGAGUAAAAGAGAAAGAUCCCCGCAAUUUGUGAAUUUCGAUUUUCCCGGUAGGCCCCCUGGCCUUACGGGCACUAAGAAUGGUGCUAGUUCACCGGUGUCACUCACGAAUUCGAGUCAAUCGUGCAGUCUAACGCAACUAGUUGUGAUUGUGACCAAUUGCGCGCGUGAUUCGAACUCAUCAAAGAAGCAUGUUGCGGCGUUAGACUGCACGAUUGGCUCGAAUUCGUGUGCGGUGGCACCGCUGUACUGGCCCCAUUCUUAUUGUCCGUAAGGCUCGUCCUUACAUAUAUGUAAAUGAUUCUAAUUCUAAAAUUUAGAACCUCUUAUUUAGCUGAGUAAAGACCCCAGGGAGUUCAGGGGUUGAUUUAUUAAAAUGUUAAUUUAAAGUACUUUUGUAUAAAAAUGUGUCUCAUGGGUAACUUUUAUUAUUAUACACCGUGUUUUUAUUGAAUUUCGUUAACUUCGGGGUAUCGGUAAGUACGUUUAAGGAAACUAAAUGGCAUAGUUAAUUUUCAAAAAUAAUUUUUUUUUUGUUUUUUUUUUACUAUUUUUAUAAAAAGUAACUAAAUGUUGCAUAUAGCGUUGUUGUAAAACGGGCAUUACAUUUAACUCAACCAAACACUCAACAAAACUGUGACAUAUCAAUGUCAUUUCGAACGUCGAUCGUCCGAGAUAGUACUUACGUUUAGUAGUAAAUGUAUGAACUCGCACUAAACACUAAUCAAUAAGUAAACAGGCCCUAAGGCAAGUGUACACGCUCGUAAGGGCCUUAUAAGAUAAAAAUUAAUGAUUGAUUAUCUCCGAAAUGGAGUUAAUUAGAAUAUCGGUGUGUUUGAGAAAGUUACUUAAUUUAAGCUCAGGAAUGCACCCUCGAAAUUAACGCAAAUAAAAAAAAACACGGUGUAUAGUAGAAUUGAUAACGAUAAUUAUACACUUAUUUAUAUGAAAUCCACAUAUAAAGAGGAUAAUCAAUGUAAUAACAUGACAAGAGGAAACAGGGAUUUUACUUAUUUGUUAAUGAAAGAUACGAAUAAUAUUUUAUUUAUGUAAUGUGGAGAAUAUGUUAGAAAUUGUCAUAACUUUAGGAAUAUUUUGUCAAUACAGUCAAUAUUUUAUCUUGUAUUAUAUAUUAUGUGCUAGAAUAUUUAUUUCAAAAUGUUUCAAAUGUCUUAAUUCUACAGGAAUUUGAGUUCUCUAUGAACUACUAGUAUGAUUAAAUCCUAAAUACCUUUAAUUUAUUGUGACCAUGACAAAAUUGAUAUACCACACUAAUCAACGACAAUUAUUUAAUGAAGUAUGCUAAUGAAUAAUGAUUUACAGGAAAUAAAUUAGUACUUCAUUAUUUUUAUUUAAGUAA
Messenger RNA from Cydia pomonella (codling moth), 6011 nucleotides. RefSeq names its product protein GUCD1. Bases 335 to 1024 code for a protein of 229 amino acids. The transcript has 5 exons. NCBI's taxonomy places the organism in Eukaryota, Metazoa, Arthropoda, Insecta, Lepidoptera, Tortricidae. The record is from RefSeq and is a predicted model, not a curated record.